AUGGCCAUCACUCUACUACCAUUACGUAUUCGUGCCUCCCUUCUUAUCAUUAUAUUCGCUCUCACUUGUUCAAAGGAAUGCACCUCGCAUUCCCGACUUACGCUAAGAACCAAAACCCAAGAAUCAUCGAAAAUCAAAAUCGGUUACUUGCAUUCCAAGUCAACCCCCGCUUCUCGCCUAGAUAACUUGUGGACCGUCUCACAUGUCACUCCUAUUCCGAAUCCAGCAGCAUUCCUUGCAAAUAUUUCUAUCGGCAAUCCACCUGUCCCGCAACUCUUACUCAUAGAUACAGGUAGUGACCUAACUUGGAUCCAUUGUCUUCCCUGCAAAUGUUACCCUCAAACAAUCCCUUUUUUCCACCCUUCAAGAUCUUCCACUUACCGAAACGCUUCUUGUGUAUCCGCACCACACGCCAUGCCCCAAAUCUUUCGCGACGAAAAGACUGGAAACUGCCAAUAUCACCUACGCUACCGCGACUUUUCUAACACCAGAGGCAUUUUAGCUGAGGAAAAACUCACAUUUGAAACAUCUGACGACGGUUUAAUCUCUAAACAAAACAUUGUUUUCGGAUGCGGACAAGAUAACUCCGGUUUCACCAAAUAUAGCGGCGUGCUCGGUUUAGGUCCAGGUACAUUCUCCAUAGUAACCCGCAAUUUCGGCUCUAAGUUCUCGUACUGCUUCGGCAGCCUAACCAAUCCGACUUACCCUCACAACAUUCUAAUCCUCGGAAACGGCGCCAAAAUCGAAGGCGAUCCAACACCUUUACAAAUAUUCCAAGACCGUUACUACCUUGACCUCCAAGCAAUCUCCUUUGGAGAGAAACUUCUCGAUAUCGAACCCGGAACUUUCCAGAGAUAUCGGUCCCAAGGAGGCACGGUCAUCGACACAGGCUGUUCUCCAACGAUUCUAGCCAGAGAAGCUUACGAAACUCUCUCUGAAGAAAUUGAUUUUCUUCUAGGAGAAGUUCUCAGACGCGUUAAAGAUUGGGAUCAAUACACGACUCCUUGCUACGAAGGGAAUCUUAAACUUGAUCUCUACGGCUUUCCCGUCGUCACGUUCCAUUUCGCCGGCGGCGCUGAGCUGGCGUUAGACGUUGAGAGUUUGUUCGUUAGUAGUGAAAGUGGAGAUAGCUUUUGCUUGGCUAUGACUAUGAACACGUUUGAUGAUAUGAGCGUUAUUGGUGCCAUGGCUCAGCAGAAUUAUAAUGUUGGCUAUAAUCUUCGAACCAUGAAGGUUUAUUUCCAGAGAACUGAUUGUGAGAUUAUUGAUUCUUAA
This is a messenger RNA of Arabidopsis thaliana (thale cress), 1275 nucleotides long. Its product is annotated as Eukaryotic aspartyl protease family protein. Lineage: Eukaryota; Viridiplantae; Streptophyta; Magnoliopsida; Brassicales; Brassicaceae. The transcript has a single exon. Bases 1 to 1275 code for a protein of 424 amino acids. Gene Ontology annotation, molecular function: aspartic-type endopeptidase activity. The record is from RefSeq and is marked reviewed. Gene Ontology annotation, biological process: proteolysis.